AAUUUAUUAUUUUCUAAUAAAAAUGUUGUUAUGUGCUUCUCAGGAAGGGAAAAUGAAUCCAAAAAUUAGUUAUGCAAUAGACUACAAGGGGCAACCUGCUGAUAAGACGAAAACUAGAGGAUGGCUGUCUGCAGCUCUUAUUCUAAUUGUUGAGGCAUGCGAGAGGUUCACAACAAUGGGAAUUGCAUGCAAUCUUGUGACUUAUGCAGCUGGGACAAUGCAUCUUCCUAGUGCAACUGCGGCCAAUAUCGUAACGAACUUUUCUGGUGCAACAUAUAUGGUGUCUUUGUUCGGAGGUUUCAUGGCAGAUACUUUCUUAGGCCGGUAUUGGACAAUUUCCAUUUCCGCAAUGAUUGAAACACUGGGUGUUGCCCUUUUAGCAAUAUCGACCAUAGUGCCAGGACUACAACCACCUCCUUGUAACAAUGGAAGUAAUACAUGUGUAGAGGCAAAUGGAUUACAAGUUGGAGUCAUGAAUAUUGCUUUAUACAUAGUUGCAGUGGGAGCGGGUGGACUUAAAUCCAAUGUAUCAGGAUUUGGAACUGAUCAAUUCGACGCGAAAGAUGAAAAGGAAAGAUCCCAAAUGGCUUACUUUUUCAGUAGAUUUUAUUUUGUUAUCAGCCUUGGAACUCUUCUUGGUGUCACAAUGGAAAUCUACAUACAAGACUAUGUCAGCCGAGCUUGGGGUUAUGGGAUUUGUAGUAUCGUAUUCUUUGUUGGUAUCAUGGCGUUUUUGUCACGGACUAGAAGAUACAGGUACAAGAAAUGCAUGGGAAGCCCCAUUAUUCAAAUUCUCCAGGUUUUGGUGGCUUCUGUAUGUAAAAGGAACCUCAAAUGUCCAAGUAUUGAUACCUUAUAUGAUGACUCCACCAAAGAUGCAAGAAUCCAUCACACAGACCAACUUCGUUGCUUGGACAAGGCUGCAAUCAUAGAUGAAAAAGAAUCUGGGACCAACGGUUCUGUGAUUCAAAACCCUUGGAAACUAUGUUCAGUCACUAAGGUAGAGGAGGUGAAAAUGAUGGUUAGACUAAUACCAGUUUGGGCCUCAACAAUCUUUUUUUGGACCAUACAUGCGCAAUUGCUUACCUUCUCUGUGGAGCAAGCUUCAACAAUGGAUAGAUCAAUUGGGAACUUUCAAAUCCCUGCAGGCUCAUUCAAUACCUUCUAUAUUGCCGGCAUAUUGGUUUCUUCUGUAUUUUACGAUCGGAUUAUAAUUACCAUGAUGAAGAGAUGGAAAGGGAAACAUGGUUUAAUUGACAUGCAAAGAAUAGCCAUUGGCAUUGUCUUUUCAAUUGUAGCCAUGAUAGUUGCUGCAAUCGUGGAGACAAGACGAAUAUCUGUCGCUAAAUCUAUGGGUGGCAAUGUUACAACGUUGCCUUUGAACUUCGGCAUAUUGAUACCGCAGUUCUUCCUUGUUGGUGUGGGAGAAGCAUUCAUGUACAACGGUCAGCUUGAUUUCUUUAUAACCAGAGCUCCAAAAGGAAUGAAGUCGAUGAGCACUGGGCUUUUCCUUUCGACUGUGGGCCUUGGGUUUUUUGUUAGCAGCUUGUUGGUGUCCAUAGUCAACAAGGUUACAGGAACCCAAGUUGGUCGUGCAUGGCUAACCAGUAACAUAAACUAUGGGAAAUUAUACUAUUUCUAUGCUCUUCUAGCCGUGUUAAGCUUCAUAAACUUGGUAUUCUUUGUUCAUUGUGCCAUAUGGUACACGAGGACAAAGAAAAAUGAUGUACAAAUUGAAAGCAUUGUUUCAAGUUCUGAAGAAGAAGAGAAACAUGCUGUGCAGAUGGAGGGCAUCCGUACAACUUCUGCACAGGAAGAUUGUUAA
Messenger RNA from Telopea speciosissima, 1825 nucleotides. Its product is annotated as protein NRT1/ PTR FAMILY 6.2-like. Gene Ontology annotation, cellular component: membrane. NCBI's taxonomy places the organism in Eukaryota, Viridiplantae, Streptophyta, Magnoliopsida, Proteales, Proteaceae. The transcript has 5 exons. Gene Ontology annotation, molecular function: transmembrane transporter activity. The record is from RefSeq and is a predicted model, not a curated record. Gene Ontology annotation, biological process: oligopeptide transport; transmembrane transport. The coding region runs from base 23 to 1825 and encodes 600 amino acids.